CUUAACACACACUUAUUGGUGUAAUGACUACAUCGGUGGCCAGAGAGAAAGAGAGAGAGAGAGAGGUGGAAAGAGAGAGGUGGAAAAAAACCUGGAAAGUUUUCGAAUUUUGUAAUACAAACGUACUGAUUCAUUCAAACUGCAUUUCAAGUGUAUCGGUAGUGCGGUAUCAUAGAACUGAAGAGAUGGAUACCAUUAACGCGUGGGCGGAAAAACUGGAGGGAAUUCCGGGCUAUGACAUGGCGGUGGACUGGAUCAACGACAAAGCUGGUGAGAACUACCAGACCAAGGACCCGUACUAUGUUGAAAUACACGGGAAAAAGAAGAGAAGAAAGGCCCCAGAGACUUGUACUCCUGAAGAACAGAAGGCUUGGAAACAAGUGAAGAAACGUGCAUGGUUGGACGAUCGAAACUUCUUCGGAUGUUAUCCAGUGGACCUUGGGUUGGGACUAGCUCCUCUAAUGGCCCUGGUGCCCGUGAUUGGGCCUUUGCUCAUGUUUGCCAUACACGGUAGGCUGAUCAACAUUGCGGAUCAAAAGUUCAACAAGCUGCCUGUGGAGUUGAUUGCGAAGAUGCACGCCAAUAUACUCUUCGAUUUGCUCAUAUCACUGCCUCCGAUAUUGGGGAGCCUGUUCGCCUGGAUGAACGCAUGCUCCACUAGAAACGCUGCGUUGAUACAUACAUGGCUCGUCAAGAAGGAGAUGAAGAAGCAAGAAGAGUCAAGGAGACAAGAAGAAGAGGACAAGAGAAUAUAUGAGCAGAGAUUAACUAACAACAGGACAAGAACAAACAAUAGCAUACCGGUGUCGCAACAUGACCCGUUCAAAACACCACAGCGUCAGUACGCAGAUAACAACUCGAUGGACAGACACUCCAACAACACAGCGUCAUCAAGAAAGCAGAGUCAACAUGACGUUCUGCAACGGCCACAACCAGCUUAUGAACCAGAUGUGGUAAGGGGGAGACAGAUGUAGCUGUAAUAGUAUGUAGUGAAAACAGCGUCUAAUGUACGAUGAUAACAUUCAAGAUUCACAUA
Molecule: messenger RNA, 1036 nt
Organism: Williopsis jadinii
Lineage: Eukaryota; Fungi; Ascomycota; Saccharomycetes; Phaffomycetales; Wickerhamomycetaceae
Product: DUF4112 domain-containing protein
Exons: 1
Coding region: 186-974 (262 amino acids)
Source: RefSeq, a predicted model, not a curated record